GGAGAGCGGCGUGGGGCCGCCCUCCGGACAGCCGCGCUCUCAGGCCGCGGGGACGAGAGUAACAAUUUCAAGAUGUCAGGUGGUCCAAGAAUCUCGUUCAAUGCAAUUGAUUCUGCUCUUUCUUCUUUGAAAAACUGCCAGUCCUACAUCAACUCUGGAAUGGAUGUGGCUACUCAGGUUGCCCUUGACCUUGUGGAAAGUUUCAAUGAUGAAGAAGAUAUCAACAAUAUGGAAAAAGUCAUGUUAGAAUAUGCUAAAAUGGACAGAGAACUUAAUCAUUAUAUAAAAGCAUUUGAAGAAACCAUAAAUCAGGCUGCAGUAGGUGGAAUGCAGAAGGUGAGACAUACCAGCAUCCUCUUCUGGUUGAAUCAGCAGCCUGUUGAGCAAGAAGUGAGCAAUUGAAUCACAGUGUUUCCAACAAUAGGCUGUGGGAAAUCCUUUGUCUGUGGAAACUCCCUGUGCCACUAGAUUUUCUUGUACCUGUGUAAUGACUGGACUUCUGCUGCUUCUUCUUUCAUUUUAUGUUGGUAUUUUUAAAAGAAAUUUGCUAAUAUUCAGGUCCUUACCAUGGAAAGUGCAGGCAGCACUCUUAUUUUUAGUGUAACAACAAAAGACUGAUGGAGCUGCAGCAUCUCUUGCAGAAUUUUUUUAUACUCUUGAAACGGACCCAAAUGAUGGGAACCCCGGCUCAGGUGUUCCCCACUCUGACAGAAUUCUCAAAUGGCCAGAAUUCCAGCAUACUAUGUUGUCCCAAAUACGGAUUCUUUCACCCAGUGUGCAGGAAGGCAAUCUACACACAGAGUCAAGAUACUUGAUUUUAUUUCAUGUCUCUGCAGAGAACAGGUUCUAGGUGGUGAAUCCAUAAAGCUAAUGUCUUCGGUAUGCCAGGUGCUCAUUUUUAUACACUGUGAACAACAAAAAAAUUGGCAUUUCCUAUAUAUGUAACAACCUCACUGUGUAGUCAUUGGCUUUGCAUUCUCUUGUCUGCAUGUAAGACCCAGUGCACAUUUGUUUUAUUGUGCACGCUCUGAGGAAGUGGCUUUUAUGAGCAGGGGAUGGUCAUAGCCUAUGGACAGGCAUUUUACUGAAUUUACUUAAUGAGCACAACCUUCAAGCAAAGUUGUACUUGGCAUCGUAGUUGGAUUUUUUGUGUCCUCUGUUCUUGCUUCUUGGAUCAUGGCUCUUGGUUCCUGCAGGUUUAGUUUUCCUAUACUGUCUCAUGGUACUUAAUUUCAGCAAUUGUGCCUGCUCCCUUCCACUCUGCUCUCUGGAUUAGCAGGGAUGGUGGUGGUAGACUGAUCACUCUCAGCUUUUCAAGCAUUUGGUUUCUUCAGGACUGUAAAAGCUGGGGUAAAUUUUCUGAAGUCCCCAGACUUCUCUAGAUAAAAUGAAUUACAGUGUAUUAUAGAUCAAACUAGAGAACAAAGAAGACAAACCUAACUUCUAAAGUUACAUUAUUCCCACCUCUCUUUUCUUCUCCUUUACGGAAAGAGACUGGUUGAAAGAGUGCUAAGAAAGAUGUGGUGUUGAGCUGAAGAAAAGAUGGAAAUAUUACAUGUUGCAUUGGUGCUUGGGUUUUAUCCCUACUUCUGCUAGAGCUUUCCCACAUUGUUCUUGAUGAAUCAUAUCUGUCACUGUGUCAGUGGUUGCUGACAUCUUUGUUUUCUGAUCCUGCAUGGAAACUGGUUUGAACAAUUAUAAUUGUGAUUUAAUUCAAAGUUAAUUAAAGUUUGAACCCAGGAAGUGAAAUUAAAAUGUUAUUUGUUGGGAUUUAUCUGUAAAACUACAUACAAUUGAUGUAAGUAUGUCUUGAGGAUUUGAAGUCUGGAUGUCAUUUAUGCCUGUGUGACUUCACACCUUGUUAAGUGUUCAUUCUUCCUUUGCAAAGAUGAGCAGUGCAUCGUCUUCCUUGUACAAGAGUGAUUUUGUCUCUACAGGAUAUAUAGGAACUACUCUUAAAACUGUUUCAUAUUUUUGAUAGUAGUUCUUCCCUUUGGACUAGUAAGGUCAUUGGAGUGUGAGUAGGAGGGGAUGUUUGUUUGCUGGGUCAGUAAUUUAGAGCAGAUUACUUAGCACUGAGGUCUGUUAUCUUAGUGGAAAACUGUGCAGGUUGUAAUCCUGCAGAGGGAUAAUUCCCUUCAGUAAUGUAGGUCGUAUUUCAAGUGUCCAGCUUGUGAGUGAUCUAACAGCCUCUGCAGAAAAGUAAAGAAUCCUGUUUAAAACUGCUGGACAGUUAAAUCCAUGGCCUCUGAUUUGCAACGUGUAUAGCAGAAUUCUAGUUUCCUCACUUAAAACUCAUAGUAUAAUGCUGUAGUGACUGGUAUGUCUUCCUUGGUUUCAUAAAAAUGAAAGGGACUUAACAUCUUUGUUAACCAGCAUCUGCCAGCUUAACUUUAUAGGCCAGGAAUUGUACUGGGGAAGGUUCUUCCAAUAUGUCCAAGUUGUCUCUUUUGACAAUGCAAACUGAAGCAACAAAACACUUCUGCAGUGGUAGCUCCAGUUGCAGUGUGCUCUUUGAAGGAACAGCAAGGUCAAGCAGAGGAUGUGAUUCCAGCCAGCUCCCACCUUCAUUGGCUCAGCUAUGGCAGCAGAACUAAUGUAACAACCAAGUUCAGUGUAUGUGGCAAGUGCCAGCAGGGUCAUCAGUGACUGCUGUUGCCAGUUAGACACAGGGCUGUACUUAAAAAUCAGAUUUUUAGUUUUCUGUAGAGAUAAGUACCAGUAAGACUGUGAAUCCCAAGGGAUUCAUGUGUUUUAGCUGAAUCAGGGCUCUCUGACAGUGACUGGCACUGUGACACCCAUUACAGUGUUGUCAGUGAAGCAAUUUUUGACAUGGAACUUUCUAGUUUCAUGGAACAAACAGCCUUGUUUAGUGCUGACAGUUUCUUAAUAAGCACUUUGCUCUUCUUUUUUCCUCUUGCUACACUGUCAUGAGAACAUGUUUUAGGGCAAAAUCCACUGAUGAUAUCCAUAUCUGCAACUGUGACCUUCACUCUACAACUGAGCUCAGAGCAUUUCCUCUGACAUCAGUGUUUCUUGAUUCUGAAAUAUUGCUGCUAGCCAUGAAAAUUUUGGGACCUUCUUUUUAUCAAAAAGGUCCUCUGUCCCACAGAAUUUUCUCAGGAAGGUCUUUGUGAAGCACCAGAAAAAUGGGUUUAGUGGAAUGGAUAUAUCUUUUCUUGGGCUGGCAGGGAGAAUAAAAGAACUCUUAUAGUCUUUUGCUGCAUUUAUCCUGACUCUCUAAUUGUAAAAGCAAGUGAUUCUAUCUUGAAAUUCACUCAGAGCAUACUGAAGAGCACCAUCAGCAGCAAUAAGUCAAAACCCUGGUGAAAGAUGUACCAGUGACAACGUCUUUGGAGAUUUUUGGAGAACUUGCUUAAUCUUUGGAGGUGUUUUUAACAAUGGAUGUCCUCUUGCCGUUAUUUUGGUACCUUGAAUUCUAAUUGGAAUUCCUCUUUAGUGCUUGUUUACUUGCUAUCUAUUAAUGAAGCCACUUCAGAUUGAUCAUUCAUCUUACAGAAUAAGCAAAAUUUAGACAUUGGAUUAAAUCCUUAUAAUAACUUGGGCAGGAUAGUAGAAGAAGAUAAUAUGUGACUCCUUAAUUAUGUCUCUGCAUCUAUCUCUAAAUAUAAUGCCACAGGACUUAUUAAAACUUGUACAGGCAAGCUUAUUUCUAGCAUUAGAUGGCUAUGGAGUUUUUUAACAUUUUAAUGCUUUUUCAGUAUAACAUCUUUGAUAGAAUUUCUGAUCAAUAGUGUAUUUCUUGGUCUGUCCUAUUUCCAUCUCCAAACAGUAAUUCAAAUAAUGCAGCACUGUUGUAGGCAUGUACUCUGCUUCCUGCAGAAACUGGGACAGAGAUGCAUUUAAACACGUUUCUAAUAUUUACUUUAUACUAUUUGCUUUACUUUUUUGUGUGUCUCUGUAUGUGUUGGACUAAGCAUUUGAUGGAAGCUGCUUUUUUAUUUUCCAAGAAUUAGUGACCUGUGUGUGUAGUUCUCAACAGUGUCAACAUUUGGUGAGCUGCAAUUAAAAUAUUUUUUAGUGAGCAGCAUAUAAAGAAGUAGGAGUAGUGUUUUAUUUUAUGUGGGUUAUAUAGCAAUCCUCAGUAGCGUGUCUUAGUGUCUCCUAGCAAGCACAGAAAUGUAUCCUGCUUUUUGGAGAGUAAACCCUGGAAACUCUUGCAUAUGGACAUAGGUUUGUUUGAAUUCACUGUGGUUGCUUACAUUGGUCAAGCUAAACAUUUCCCUAAAUAUUUGCAGUGUCAACAUGGUAGUUGCUGAAAUGGCCCUUGGCUUGUGUGGUUAGAAGUGGGGCAGAAGAGGCCACAGCUGGUUUGCAGUGAAAAUUUGGGUGAAAAGAAAUGUUCUGGACCUACAGCCAUCACAUGGAUCUGGGACCUCUGUAGAUAUGGUGGCAGCAGGGGUAGUAUUAAGAACAAAUGUGCCAAAGAAGUCCUGGAAACCACAUAGUAAUUUGAAAAGUGUAUUUGCUAUGUUGGGCAGCAGUGCUGCCCAGUAGGUAGCAAACUAGCCUGAGAUUAAGGAGGACUGGAUUCUAUUUUCAGGUCUACUAGCAGCUUGUGUGGUUGACCUUGACAAAUUGUUUCACUCUGUUCUUUGGGCUGUGGUCCUGUGUUCUCUAAUGCUGCAUUUACGCAGUACCAAAUCACCUGGUAGCACAUUCUCAUCAAGUAUACCAGAUCACAUGAUACUGUUUAUGCUGGCUGUAUUCUGGCUGCAGGACAGACACUACCUGAUGGAGCAUAACUGUGCAAAAUUAGAAUUGGCAGAGUGGGUUACACUCAGUCGGUGUGUCAUGCAGCUGUGGUGGUUUUGAUCUCAUAUGAGACAUCCCGAAACUGAAUUUACCGUCUCACUCAACCACGAUCUUAGUCAUGUGGACAGCAUCCCAUAUCACUGUCUGUAAAGAGAUUUAUUUUCUUUUCUACCUGAAGGAUUCAAAGCUAUUUGAAUUCAGUUUUUAAUGAUUUUAUUUUAACACUGAAGAUUGCAACUGGCAGUCUGAACAUUUUCUGAAAUUACAGAAGGUCACACAUAGUACAACUAAGAGUCUCUGUGAUUUGUAUCCCUGCUUUUCUAGGCAGUCUGCAUUUCAGAGUCAAUGUGAGUUAACUCUCUCUGGUUUAGCCUAGCCUAGAGAAAGAAGAUAAAAUUUUGAGAUGUAAUGAAACUCGUAGGU
This is a messenger RNA of Sturnus vulgaris (Common starling), 5199 nucleotides long. The record is from RefSeq and is a predicted model, not a curated record. Lineage: Eukaryota; Metazoa; Chordata; Aves; Passeriformes; Sturnidae.